This is a messenger RNA of Carlito syrichta (Philippine tarsier), 3609 nucleotides long. It is a transcript of the gene SLC25A25, whose product is annotated as solute carrier family 25 member 25. Gene Ontology annotation, cellular component: mitochondrial inner membrane. Lineage: Eukaryota; Metazoa; Chordata; Mammalia; Primates; Tarsiidae. Bases 366 to 1871 code for a protein of 501 amino acids. Gene Ontology annotation, biological process: transmembrane transport. The record is from RefSeq and is a predicted model, not a curated record. The transcript is spliced from 11 exons. Gene Ontology annotation, molecular function: ATP transmembrane transporter activity; calcium ion binding.
GAGGACAGCUGAAUGAUUGGAAGCUUGAAGUUGCUUCUGCCCCCGGGAGAGGCCCGCUGGGCUGUCGCUUCCUCCCUUUUUCUUAAAGCCCGUAGAAGUGUUUCUUGAAGAAGCUCCAGCUGUUCUCUGCGUCGUGCCAGCCGCCCGGCGAGACUCCCUCAGAGCGAGCUCCUUCGCAGGCCGGGCACGACAGCAACGCUAGCACAUUCGAAAAAGCAGGAAACAGUCCCUGCAUGCAGCGCUUCCAGCCCGAGGACUCCCCAGGCUAGGCUUCCAAGUGGCCGUGGAGCCAGGGAGCCUUGGCAUUGUGGUCACGUCCCUCAAAAGUGAACCGUCACCACCGGCGGCUUUCGCCGGAGGCCGUGAUGUUGCAGAUGCUGUGGCAUUUCCUGGCCGGCUUUCUCCCUGAGGCUGGGUGCCAAGGCUCCCGAGGGGUGGACCAUCACGAAGUCAAAAGCACCCCAGCCCCUGCUCGGGGAGACCAGAUGGCCAGCUUUUCGGGGAAGCAGGACGAAAGGGCUGAGGCCACAGAAAAGAGACCCACCAUCUUGCUGGUGGUCGGACCUGCAGAGCAGUUUCCUAAGAAAAUUGUACAAGCUGGAGAUAAGGACCUCGAUGGGCAGCUGGACUUUGAAGAAUUCGUCCAUUAUCUCCAAGAUCAUGAGAAGAAACUGAGGCUGGUGUUCAAGAGUUUGGACAAGAAGAAUGACGGACGCAUUGAUGCCCAGGAGAUCAUGCAGUCCUUGCGGGACCUGGGAGUAAAGAUAUCUGAACAGCAGGCAGAAAAGAUUCUCAAGAGAAUACGAAUGGGCCACUUCUGGGGCCCUGUCACCUACAUGGAUAAGAACGGCACAAUGACCAUCGACUGGAACGAGUGGAGAGACUAUCACCUCCUGCAUCCCGUGGAGAACAUCCCUGAGAUCAUCCUUUACUGGAAGCAUUCCACGAUCUUUGAUGUGGGUGAAAACCUCACUGUCCCCGAUGAGUUCACAGUGGAGGAGAGGCAGACGGGGAUGUGGUGGAGACACCUGGUGGCCGGAGGUGGGGCAGGGGCCGUCUCCAGAACCUGCACAGCACCCCUGGACCGACUCAAGGUGCUCAUGCAGGUCCAUGCCUCGCGCAGCAACAACAUGUGCAUUGUUGGGGGCUUCACUCAGAUGAUUCGAGAGGGGGGCGCCAAGUCCCUCUGGCGGGGCAAUGGCAUCAACGUCCUCAAGAUAGCCCCUGAGUCGGCCAUCAAAUUCAUGGCGUAUGAGCAGAUCAAGCGCCUUGUUGGGAGUGACCAGGAGACUCUGCGCAUUCACGAGAGGCUGGUGGCAGGGUCCUUGGCAGGGGCCAUCGCCCAGAGCAGCAUCUACCCGAUGGAGGUCCUGAAGACGCGCAUGGCCCUGCGGAAGACGGGCCAGUACUCGGGCAUGCUGGACUGCGCCAGGAGGAUCCUGGCCAAAGAGGGGGUGGCUGCCUUCUACAAAGGCUACGUCCCCAACAUGCUGGGGAUCAUCCCCUACGCUGGCAUCGACCUGGCCGUCUAUGAGACUCUCAAGAACGCCUGGCUACAGCGCUAUGCAGUGAACAGUGCAGACCCCGGCGUGUUUGUGCUCCUGGCCUGUGGCACCAUGUCCAGCACCUGUGGCCAGCUGGCCAGCUACCCGCUGGCCCUGGUCAGGACCCGGAUGCAGGCGCAAGCCUCCAUCGAGGGCGCCCCGGAGGUGACCAUGAGCGGCCUCUUCAAGCAGAUCCUGCGGACCGAGGGGGCCUUCGGGCUGUACCGGGGGCUGGCCCCCAACUUCAUGAAGGUCAUCCCGGCCGUGAGCAUUAGCUAUGUGGUAUACGAGAACCUGAAGAUGACCCUAGGCGUGCAGUCGCGGUGACGGGAAGGGGCCGCCCGGCCUUGCUGUUCCUGGGCUCAGCCCGGGAUGUGGAGCAUCUCAUUCUGUGAAUGUGCCAACACUACGCUGACUUCACCAAGCUGUGAAACCUGGGAUGCGCCGGGGGUGGGGAGAAGGCAGGCCCGUCAGUGUGUCCUGCUGGCCCCGGCAGACUCUGCGUCGGUUCCAGGGAAGACCUGUGGACGCUCCUCAGGUCCAGGGGCCAGCAGGGUCCUGCUGACGCGCGUAGGGACAGAUCGCCUGCAGUGCCUGCCACAUAGCGAGCUUGGGGGCCGGCUUAGUGCUUCCAUCUCGUCCUUGCAGCCUAAUGUUGGCCACAGGCCCUGUGCCCUGGCCUGCUGAGCAGUCCCUUACACCCCUGCUUCCUUCCUUUCUGCUGACGUCAUGCCAGGAGGGGCUACCAGCCUGCUGCCUGCCCUUCCCCUCAAUCCAUGGUGAAGCUGUCCCUGACCUGCUCAUCGAUGCCAGCUUGCUGUGUGGGAAGGAGGGCAGGGUCUGGCUUUCCUGCUUGCCUCCCCAGCCCUGCUUUGGGGCACCAAGCCCACCAACAGCGGGCCCUGGGUGUGUGUGCAUGCAGGGGCGCGGCUGCAGGCGUAGGACGCAUGGCUUCAAAACGGCAGGAGAGUGCUGGCACCUCAUGGCACCCUGAGCUGGCCCGGAUGCUGUCAUGACUGGCACCAGCCUGAAACCAAACCCACUGUCCCCACUGUGGCACAAGGACAGCGGAGGUCAGCGUCUGGGCCCUGGAGAGAGAAGGGAGCGGUAUUGAAGGCCUUAAUUACGUAUACUGGGAAGGGCGUUUUGUCCAGGAAGGCGUGCUGGACAGGAGCAAGCUGUGCUUCCGGCAGGGGGAGAUGAGGAAGGGGCAUCAGCUGACUGCACAGAAAGUCGGUUUCUACACCAGCCGGGGUUCGAAUCCAAUCCCACCUGGGGUGAAGUGGGACCAGCCUCACAUUCCACUCAUGUGACGUGUCACACUGCUUGGAGCCUAUUUAUUUUGUAUUUAUUUGAACAGAGUUAUGUCCUAACUAUUUUUAUAGAUUUGUUUAAUUAAUAGCCUGUCAUUUGCAAGUUCAUUUUUUUAUUCAUAUUUAUGUUCAUGGUUGAUUGUACUUUCCCGACACCACCUGGUGGGGUGGGGUGGGGAGAGGAGAGAAGAAGGGUCUUGGGAGGAACCCUUCCCACUGCCAUGGCACCUGUGUCCUGUCUGUCCAAAGAAAUUCCUCUCAGGCCUGGAGGCAGGAGAGAGGCGAGUCCUUUGGUGGUAGAGGAGGGGGGCCUUGCCCCCAGGAAGUCUGGGGAUCACAGGGUUGAUGGGGGGUGGAGAGAGGGCGAACCCCAACAUUGAAGGCAGAAGUACAGUCAUUUCCUGGACUGGAAAGGCUUCUUUCUUUCACCCUUUUUGAAUGACGAGGCAGUGAGGUGCCUUCAGUGUGAACCUGGGGUGCUGGUGGAGGGAUGAGGGGCCAGCUCCCUCCCUCCCAGCCCCCUGCUGCCCUUGCUCAGUGACGCUGGCCAGCCGGCAGUUUCACAGCUGCCCUUCAUUCCUUCCACCAGAAUGGCCGAUGAGGACACCUCAGCAGGAUGCAAAGAUCAAUGCAAAAAUUACAUUCUCUAUAAAUAUAUAUAGUUAGAACUGGAACUUGUCAAAAAGCAAAUUAAGAACGAAUUGGAAGUUGUCAUUGAAAACAGCCUUCUAAUAAAGUUGUUUCAAAGCUGA